This is a messenger RNA of Helianthus annuus (common sunflower), 423 nucleotides long. RefSeq lists its product as uncharacterized. The record is from RefSeq and is a predicted model, not a curated record. Bases 1 to 423 code for a protein of 140 amino acids. NCBI's taxonomy places the organism in Eukaryota, Viridiplantae, Streptophyta, Magnoliopsida, Asterales, Asteraceae. The transcript is spliced from 2 exons.
AUGGAUCCACCGCCACCACCACCCACUACGGGUGAACUUAUACCACCUUUUAUACUAACAUCCACUCAACCUUCACCAAAUACUACCAUGCCUAACACCACUACCAAACCUACUCCACCUCAUGAUUCGGGUUUUCAAUAUUCGACUCUUCCAUUUGGGCAAUCUUCGGGAAUAGGGGGAGAUGGAUACGAUGAGGGGUAUGAAGAUUUUGAGGGUUAUGAUGAAGAUGGAUAUGCAUAUGGGGGUGAUGGAGACCAAGGAGAAUUUGGUUAUGUACAAGGUCAACCUCAAGGAAUGCCAAGUGUUGGUGGAGUUCCACAACAACAACUUAUUCCACAACAUAUUCAGCCAAGGCCACAAGGGCCACAAGUGCAACAUCCUAUACCAUUGCAACAAGUUCGUCCACAAAAUGCACGUCCAUAA